AUGGACGGCUGUGCGUGGUCUGAAUUUGACGUGGACAAUGCGCCACCGCCUGAGAAGCUGGAUGUGGAGCUGCGGGAGAAGCGCGACGACGAGGCGCUGCCUGACAGCCUGGCUGACGCCGUCGCCGACGCCGCCGCGGCGACCGCGAAUGCAAUCAACCGUGGCAACGCGCGCUGCCAGGUGGAAAUCUUGCUGCCAGAGUUCUGGGACCCCAUCUCGGGCCCCAUCUUCCCCAACAAGGGCGACCAGGAGCGAUUCUGGCGCAUGACUCGCCGCUUUGUUGAGGCGCUGCAGCAGGCCACCGGCGCAGCCAGCGUCAAGGCGGGCAGGGCGUCUCUGCUGCGUUGGGACGAGUGCCUGCGCUGCUGA
Messenger RNA from Monoraphidium neglectum, 369 nucleotides. RefSeq lists its product as hypothetical. The coding region runs from base 1 to 369 and encodes 122 amino acids. The record is from RefSeq and is a predicted model, not a curated record. The transcript has 5 exons. NCBI's taxonomy places the organism in Eukaryota, Viridiplantae, Chlorophyta, Chlorophyceae, Sphaeropleales, Selenastraceae.